GUGGCAGACUGGUAAUUGCCCCUGCCUAUGAGAGUUGGGUUAGGUGUUUGAGUAUGGUGCACGUGUUUCUCUUCUUCUUUUCGUAAGUAGAUGCCUCCAGUCUUCUAGUGGCGUGAUGGGCUUGCUUAUUGGACUUUCGGACGAAGGGGUCCGCGUGCGAGACGGAUCGCGUUGAUGAGGGAGGCGACUCGUCGACGAGGGAUAGGAUCGCCUUGGAUAAUGGGAUGUGGAGCGAAGCGGUCCCGGUCUUGCAUCCGCUCGGAGGUGGAGCGAGGCGGUCCCGGCCUUGGGCUCCUGGCAUGUUGGAGACGAGACGGCAGUUGGGCCGUGUUCGGUUCCUGCGUUGGAUCUUGGAACAAAUAGAUAAAGGGCGG
Linum tenue is the source of this 374-nucleotide messenger RNA. The record is from the annotation of a GenBank genome assembly. Lineage: Eukaryota; Viridiplantae; Streptophyta; Magnoliopsida; Malpighiales; Linaceae.